AUGCAGGGAAUGUCAUUUAAAUCGCUGCAAAAACACAAGGCCCUAAUUCCCUUGUACGUGUUCGUGGGAAUUGGUUGCGCCGGUGCCGUUUUCUACACCGCUAGACUGGCCCUGAGAAAUCCCGAUGUCCAAUGGAACAGAACGGGCGAAAUCUCCAACGAACACUUCAGGGACAAGCAAUACAAAUUCUACUCGCCGAACUACAGUCAAGCCCAGAGCCCCGCACCGAAAUACUAA
Molecule: messenger RNA, 237 nt
Organism: Phyllotreta striolata
Lineage: Eukaryota; Metazoa; Arthropoda; Insecta; Coleoptera; Chrysomelidae
Source: the annotation of a GenBank genome assembly